This is a messenger RNA of Histoplasma capsulatum G186AR, 1958 nucleotides long. RefSeq lists its product as uncharacterized. The coding region runs from base 1 to 1533 and encodes 510 amino acids. The transcript is spliced from 2 exons. Lineage: Eukaryota; Fungi; Ascomycota; Eurotiomycetes; Onygenales; Ajellomycetaceae. The record is from RefSeq and is a predicted model, not a curated record.
AUGACGGCCGAAGCACCCGCCCCCGUCUGCCCAGGACCCCAGCAACGCCGACUCGUAAGUUUACCCCCCGGCGGUGAUGGUUCUCACUUCCCCUUCCUCACCCUGGUCGCUGAGCUUGAGCCCCACAGCUCGUUGACUCAAGAACCCCUAAUAACAGCAUCCAACCCAGGGAAACCGCGUCUGAAAGAAAGCCGGCCAUUUCGCCGGCUACGAAAAGCAAAAUCAGUGCAGAUUGCUUAUCUCGCUGCUCAAGCCGACUCGGAAUGGUUUCGAUCACUCCCAUCCAAGGUUCAACAACAACAUUUUAGUCGAGAGGAGCAGGUUCGACUUGGAGGCUGGCGGAGUAGCAUUAUUUUCGACGCAGCGGAUAGAGCGCUGUACAAACUAGGGCACCAAGCAAGAAGGUCCUUUGAAUCCAUCUCCUCUGUCCCCACCAGUGCCAGUUUCUCAUAUUCCGCUUCCAUGGCGUCGUCCGCGCGGGCAGUUGACUCCGCCAUUGGUCUCGACGACAGCUUGUACGAUAGUUUUCGCUGGCUAGAUGAAGACGAAGAAAUUGACCUCAGUCUUGACGACUACCACACUCAUAUUGCGGAGACUAAGAAGCACAUAUCGACACCGUCGUCGCGAUAUUCUCGCCAGCGCCUGCAACGUCGACCACAGUCCUUGCGUCAACAACCCUCCUUUCGCCGAACAUUGUCAUUCAGUUCCACAACCCACCAAAAUAGCAUAUCCAGCAAGAUCCCUCCAACCAGCCAAUCAUCCACCGUUCCAUCGUCUUUGACUAAUAUAACUCCUCCGGCUGCUCACAAACGUUCAUUCUCUCGCCCCAAAUCCAGUGUGCCCAUCUUACGACAUAUAUCUCAUGGAUCACUUUCUUCACUUGACAGUCCAGCACAAUAUUACCAAGAUCCUGAAGCCCGCCUGAAGUUACGAGUAUACCUCGCAUCCCCACAAAAAUUCGACGAAGCGAUCGAAUUCGGAUUCCCAUCCCUGGACAAUAAGGAGAAUGUCCGUCCUCCUCGGGUAUCACUCGAGCCACGGACAACCAUUGAAUCCUCCCGCACUUUCCUUGAAGACGCCAGCCCCACUGGGUUACCGGAUAUCAUCCACGAGGAUGGAAGUUUCAUCGACUUUUCUAUUGACUCCCCAACCCUCAAUUCCGCGAACUCCCAACAGGCAAAAUCCCCCUCAACAAGCUGUACUACCCCACCAUCCCUACACAAAUCGCAUAGCAGGAAAUUCAGUGUGGAAAAAUCCAUACUACAAAGGUCGAUUCAACCUAUCCCACUCAACUAUGCUCAUAAUACCCCUGGUAACCGCGAGAUGACACUAAAAAUGACACUUACAAGACCUGACUUGCGGACGGCAGACUCUUCUUGGGAUGUCUCACCCAGCCUUCCGGAACUCGAUGAUCCUUUGCGGUUGGCUGAGCUUCCGGAGGCAGAUGGAAACCACCCCGUCUGGAAUGCUCCGGCCGAAGACACAAGUGUGAUGAAGAAGAUGUGGCGCAAGCUCCGCAAACGGUGCGGCUGAACCUACUAUAUGGUGAUUAUUUCAAGCCGCGUGAUAACGGCGUGAAUUAAUGGUUCACGUUGUUUCCCUUUCUUGUUUAGAUUUAUCCUUUGUCUACACCCUUUUUUUUCUAUCCAGUUUCUGUCCCUGUAUACCCCAGGGGAAGAGUAUUCGGGACGACCACAGUCACUAUGUUAUUGGCUCUCUAGUUGCUUUUAAUCGAUGACACAUUCAUCUUAUCAAUCGAGGAAGAACAAAAGAAAUACUGGACGGAAUCAGGACUGAUACACUGUAUCAAUUUAUCACAGUCCAAUUGGCUGGCUUUCCUUCUUUCUCAUUCUUUACCAGCCUUGCAGCCUAUAUCCUCAUCUAACUUCAUUAUUUUGGUACCUUAACAAUUUUCACCUCCAAAAAGCUAGCCCCUGAAUAUUUAUCCUUUUUUGGUU